AUAUAUCUAAGCUUGGCUAGGAAACAAGAGAUCUUAUUUCUACGGCGGUUGUCGAGUCAAACUGACACGACUAGUUUCGAUCCAGACAACCAACCAUGUUCGCCUCUUUCAAUAUAAUGCUGGUGGGAGCAUUGAUGCUUCUGAAUACAGCAAAUAGCCAGUCGAACCUGCCAACUCAGAUGGCUGCUGGAAAUCUUCAAGGAAUGCGGCCGGGCCAAACGUUUACGGUAAAUGGGCACGUCAUAGGCUUGACCCAAUCUCACGAACACGAUGAUGUUUCGAUGGAAGUUAUCGGACGUGUCGCAAAUGCUCAGAAUGUUCAAGCGACACCGGGCCAGCAAAGACCGUCCGUUCAUCCUGCCCAGCAAGGUGUCCUAUUUUCACGCCAUUCCAACGAACGUCACGACUUGUCGCUAGAGGACCUGAUUGGCCGCAAUGCCAACCGACAGCACGUUCAAGCAGCUCAUCAAAGGCCGGCGGUCGUUCCAGCCGGGCAAGGUGUCCGUUUCUCCGACGAUUCUAUCGAACGUCACGACCUGUCGCUGGAAGACGUGAUUGGCCGGCAUUCCAACCGUCACCGCGUCCAAACUCAACCGGCUGUCCUCGCAGUCCCGCAAAGUGGGCGUCGCUUCCGGGACUCUGACGAGCAUCGCGAUUUGUCGCUGGAGGACCUUGUUGGCCGCGUUCCUAAUCGCCAACACGUGCAGAACAAUCAAGGGGCAACUCAGCAAGGUGUCCGCCUCUUCCGAGAUUCCGACGAACAUGACGACGUCUCGUACGAAGUCGAUUUCAGCCUCCUUCCGCAAUUGCUUAGCCUUCUCAAACCGGCCGUCCAAAGCACAACGCCAUUGGCACCGAGCCAGGGCCAGCGUCUUGGCCAGCAAGUGAACCAACAUUACGACGAACGUCACGAAGUCUCCCUGGAGUUUAACGAGAUCUUGGCCAAUCCAACGUUCCAGCAAAAGAUCCAAGAAAUCGACGACCGUCUGAAAAGGGCUCCCGGACCCAGAGGCAAACGUUUGAUGGAGAAAUACGCCACGGCCCUUGCCGUCUAUUCCACUCCAUCCGGCGAAAGCUCGAGCCCGUCCGUGAAUUCUUCGUACUUCCUUCCGUUUUUCAUUGCCUGCUUUUGGGCGUGGUUCUUAUAGCCUUUUCGUUUAUCAAGGGAUAACGAAAUUCUUUUGGCUUCCAAUGUUAUACAGUCGGUUCGUUCUUA
Molecule: messenger RNA, 1216 nt
Organism: Daphnia carinata
Lineage: Eukaryota; Metazoa; Arthropoda; Branchiopoda; Diplostraca; Daphniidae
Exons: 2
Coding region: 96-1148 (350 amino acids)
Source: RefSeq, a predicted model, not a curated record